AUGUCUAAUAUAACUGUUUCUGGAACGGCUGUUAAUCUUUGGUGUAGUGAAAAUCGUGCUAUUUUCAAAAUUAUUAUCGGAGUGAAUAACGAUCUUUACGACCUUAGAAAAGCUAUCUUAGAGGAGCUUCCUAACGCUGAGAAUGUAAAAGCCAUCCAACUCACUCUAUGGAGGGUCAAAGUUGCUUCAAGUGUAUUUAGGAAUAAGGACAUUGACAUUGAUACUUAUUUAAACGAUGAAUUAGAAGAUUCAUCGGAUACAGUUGGAAAUGCAUUUCAAAACGUUGAAGGAAGUAAUAUUCGAGUUGUUGUCGGUGUUCCCGUUACUGCAGAUCCCUCACAGCAAAGCGUUCCACUUGAACAAGUAUUGAGAUUUGCGGAUUCUUACUGGGAGGAGUUGAAAAAAGAAUCAAUGCAUCCGGAAUUCCUGCAAUUAAUAAUAAGCCUUUUUCAUUUUGCAUUCAUUACCGGACUUUCAGGAUUUGACAAUAAUAGCCAUGAAGGCUACCUCCAUAAAAAUAUGCUUUCUGCGCUAUUUAAAAAGGUUAUGGGAAAUCCCUGGCUCUUCUUAAUGGGCACUUCCGGCUACUUUGUAGAACAUAUGGAAUUAUCAUUAAAUGCCGGAAAUGGUUCCAAAAACUUGGGAUCUCAAGACAUGGACAUUUCUAUCACUGAUUUGGGCGAAUACUUAACUGCUAACGACCCUGAAAAAAACACACGUACAGCACUCAAAUUCACUCGUGCCAUGCUUCUUGGCCGAUUAUUCAUUCAUAAACAGCGAAAUUUUACACCGAAGAAUUGGCUUAUAUUGCAACUCUUGCCAAGGAAAUUUGAUGGAAAUGACUUCUGGGUUACCAUUUCACGUGUAUUUCGCCAAUUAUCUUCAGAAGAUCAGGAUGUUCUUGUCGUUGAAUUUAUCAAGAAAUUCAAAACUUUGAUCCCUCAGCAAAAGCAGUUACCAAUGCAAUUGAUGAAUCACAAGCAGCCAUCAUUAAUACUCCAACUCAGUGCAGGGAAUUUAUGUCUUGUACGAUCAGGAACAGGAAUGAGUUUUGAUGAUAUCAAACUUAAUGCUGAAUCUGGUGGUGCCACAUUCAGGAAUUUUUUCAGUAUACAUGAUGGGUUUUACGAAUUCCAGUUUCUGGAACAUGCUCUAUUAGAUACAUCUUCAAUGUCCCAGAAUGAUGUGAAUAAAAAUGUGGAGAUUUGGCAACGUAAUGGAUUUGAUUUCAUAAUUACUACCUUCAUGAAAUCAUGUUUUCCUAAUUUACGUAAGAAGAAAGAAGCAUGGAAUAAAGUGCUGAAUAUCAUGAUUCUUAGCUUGUUUUCUCAUCAUACAAAGUUAGUGAAAGGAGAUGGAAUUGCAGAAAUGGUUCAAUAUGGAUUUCCCAACUUUGCAGUUUCAAAGUCUCUUGUAAAACAACUAUUCGUAACUUUUGAUGACAAAAACUCAACCAUACUUUGUUCAAAUGGUAAUAUGAAGAAGGAAAAUCUGCCUGGUUUUCUCAAGAAUCCCACUACUGCUUUCUUUAUGCCGGAAAAAUAUGGUCCAGAUUUGGCAAAACUAGUGAAAGGCGCAGCUAAAGAUCCGCACCAUUUAUAUCCUCAUGGAGAAAAACGAACCGGGUCGAAAGAGAGGCUAAGAAAAGAAGUGCUUGAUUGCUUAAAAUCUAAGUAUUGUAAGGCACAUGAGCUCUCGUGGAUCCGCUUUCUUGCAGUUUUUCAUGCUGAAGCUAAAGUGAAAAGCAAAUAUAUUAUACAUGAGGAUUCACGACCAAGAAGAUCGGUAGCUUCUAAUUUUAAUGACCCAAAAGCUAAUGAACUAAUUAUUGUAAUCGAUUCUUCUAAUGCCGAACAUUUUUUUACAAGUUUCGGUCAUAACAUGUUGAAAGAAACGUAUAGCAGAAGAUAA
Molecule: messenger RNA, 1911 nt
Organism: Funneliformis mosseae
Lineage: Eukaryota; Fungi; Glomeromycota; Glomeromycetes; Glomerales; Glomeraceae
Source: the annotation of a GenBank genome assembly